CAAAAACACGCCAAUCACAACAAACACAUCCUGUGUGCGGUCACAUCGGCAGCAACAUUCCCUCUUUCUUGCUCUGAUUUUCCACCCCCAAAAUGAGUCAGGGAAAUUCGACCAGCAAAACGCCAACCGACGAAGACACAGCGCUCGUUUUGAACACGGAUCCGAAAGUCGUCACCAAGGCGGCGGAACUGCUGCAACGGAUCAACACCCAGGUGGUGGAUAAGAACCUCGACCGGGUGCUCGAAGCUGUGAAGAUCGUAGACCUGACGUGCGAUUUUAAGGGAUGCAAGCAGAAAACCAACCUCGUCGGAACGGACUGCUCGUUUUGUAAGGAUCGGUUCUGCUUCAAACACAGCCUGCCGGAGAUACAUGGCUGUGGGGAAGCGGUUAAGCGCAAGGAGCGUGAACUGUUCCUGCAUCCCAUGACCGGCAAAGCGAAAGCGGAACAGUACGAAAAGCAGAAGGCACAGGUGCGCUUAACGCAGAAGCUGAAACAGAUGUCACUGGAGCGGAAACAAAAACCAUCGUCCGGGGGAAGUAGUACUAAAGCGACCGGAAGCACAGGCGCUACAGGCGGUCGGGGCGGUGGAUCAUCCAGUAGGGGUGGAAGGAGACGACCGAACAACCCGUAACCAAAACCGGAACCCCAACUACCGUUUCGAAAAUCGUUUAUUUAUUAUGAUCCUAAGUAUAGAAGUAAAUGUUAUGUGUAGCGUGAUAGGCCAAAAGCCAGCAAAUAAAUCGACACAACGGUGUGGCCGCUUUUUGUAA
Anopheles stephensi (Asian malaria mosquito) is the source of this 771-nucleotide messenger RNA. Its product is annotated as DNA-binding protein SMUBP-2-like. The transcript has a single exon. The record is from RefSeq and is a predicted model, not a curated record. Gene Ontology annotation, molecular function: zinc ion binding. The coding region runs from base 93 to 632 and encodes 179 amino acids. Lineage: Eukaryota; Metazoa; Arthropoda; Insecta; Diptera; Culicidae.